CCUUGCGCUACACAAUCGCCUCAAAGUGGAGCUGAAAGGGCAUCACCUGAAAAUCAUGUCGAAACCUGUAGAUCACAUCAAGAGACCCAUGAACGCGUUCAUGGUGUGGUCUCGGGGCCAGCGGAGGAAAAUGGCACAGGAGAACCCCAAAAUGCACAAUUCGGAAAUCAGCAAAAGACUCGGAGCCGAAUGGAAGCUGCUCUCCGAGUCGGAGAAGAGACCCUACAUCGACGAGGCGAAGAGGCUGAGGGCGCAGCACAUGAAGGAGCAUCCAGACUACAAGUACAGACCGAGGCGCAAACCCAAGAACCUCCUGAAGAAAGACAGGUAUGUGUUUCCCUUGCCCUACCUCGGGGACACGGAUCACUUGAAAGGACUCCCGGUGACGGCCACGGACACGCUGCUGGGCUCCGCGGAGAAAGCGCGCGCAUUUCUGCCGCCCACCUCCGCUCCGUACUCCUUCCUCGACCCGAGCCAGUUCGGCUCCAGCGCCAUGCAGAAGGUGACCGAGAUGCCGCACGCUUUGAGCAGCAGCACCUUGCCCUACGCCUCGUCUUUGGGAUACCAGAGCGGCGCCUUCGGGGGGUUUGCUUGCCCGAGCCCGCACGGCCACGGCCACGGCCACGGCCACCCGUCACCCACAAACCCCGGCUAUGUGGUACCCUGUAACUGUAGCGCCUGGUCGGCGUCCACUUUACAGCCGCCGGUGGCGUACAUACUGUUCCCAGGUAUGGGCAAGGCUGGAAUAGAGCCGUACUCCUCGGCGCACGGUGCCGCCAUGUAAUGCCGCGGACACGCCAACAAAUCAAAUCUGAACUUCUCUGUCCCCGACACCUGUGACCUGGAUUGAACAGUGCUUGUAAAUACGGACCGAGAGAAGAAACGAUCC
This is a messenger RNA of Scleropages formosus (Asian bonytongue), 889 nucleotides long. Its product is annotated as transcription factor Sox-14-like. Lineage: Eukaryota; Metazoa; Chordata; Actinopteri; Osteoglossiformes; Osteoglossidae. The record is from RefSeq and is a predicted model, not a curated record. Gene Ontology annotation, biological process: positive regulation of transcription by RNA polymerase II; neuron differentiation; negative regulation of transcription by RNA polymerase II. The transcript has a single exon. Bases 56 to 784 code for a protein of 242 amino acids. Gene Ontology annotation, molecular function: DNA-binding transcription activator activity, RNA polymerase II-specific; RNA polymerase II cis-regulatory region sequence-specific DNA binding. Gene Ontology annotation, cellular component: nucleus.